AUGGAUAGGAGUUGGAUGAACAAGCCUAGGAAUAGUUAUGAGUACAAAAAAGGAGUUACUGAAUUUCUUCAUUUUGCAUUCCAUAAUGCAUCUCAAUGUGGGAAGAUAUUAUGUCCAUGCAUUCACUGUGUUAAUCGUUCUUGGCAAAGUUAUGAUGAUGCUAGAGUACACCUUAUAUGUGAUGGGUUUUUAAGGGGAUAUACUAAAUGGAUAUGUCAUGGGGAGAAUCCAACCACCAAUAUUGAUCAAUCAUCUUCCUCACAACACACCACAUAUGUUCAUACUACAGAACAUAUAGAAGAAUGUAAUACCACAACCUUAAAUACAAGAAGGUUAUAUGACAUUAUAGGAUUACUACGUGAUUUGUUCGGUGUUUCUGGUCAAGGAAAUUAUAGAGUUAGACAAGAUGUCGAGGAAUUACAUUAUGAAAAAGAUAGAGUCGAGAAUGAAUCACAACUUGAUGAGAUUAAUAUAGAACAAUCAGAAGAUACUUCUAGUAGAAGGACAAGUGAAUUUGAAAAUUUAUUGAAAGAUGUGAAUGUAGAGUUGUACCCCAGUUGCAAAACCUUUUCUAGGUUAUCUUUCAUUUUGCAAUUGUACCAUUUAAAAUGCUUAAAUGGAUGGACGGGGAAAUCAUUUACAAUGCUUUUGGAGUUGUUAGUUGAUGCUUUUCCUGAAGGUACAUCACUACCUAAAUCUCAUUAUGAAGCUAAAAAAGUCAUUAGAGCAUUAGGUCUCAAUUACGAGAAGAUUCACUCUUACAUAAAUGAUUGUAUGUUGUUUUGGGGAGAAAGGGAGAAGCAAGAAUUGUGUCAUGUUUGUGGAUCCUGUCGAUGGGUUGUAAAGAAGAAUGAACAGUUGAAUUCAGAAGGUGACAGAGUAGAAAUGUCUUCUAUUAGGAAGAAGAAACCAGCUAAAGUUUUACGUUACUUUCCCCUUAUACCUAGGCUUCAGAGGUUAUUUGCAUCUGUUAAAACUUCUAAAGACAUGAGAUGGCAUGAAGAGGGUUGCAUAAAAGAUGGAUUACUAAGACAUCCUACUGAUGGAAAAGCAUGGAAAGAAUUUGAUUCCAAAUUUUCAGAAUUUUCCUCUGAUGCACGGAAUGUGAGGCUUGGUCUUGCUACUGAUGGUUUUAAUCCAUUUAGGACUAUGAGCACUACUUACAACACAUGGCCUGUUAUAUUAUUCCCAUAUAAUAUGCCUCCUUGGACAUGUAUGAAGCAAUCCUCAUUCAUUUUAUCAAUGAUCAUCCCUGGUGAGAAGAGUCCUGGAAAUGAUAUUGAUGUGUAUUUACAACCUUUAAUUAAGGAGUUAAAUCAAUUAUGGGAAGGGGUUGAGACCUAUUAUGCUUCCAUUAGGCAUACUUUCUUAAUGAAAGCUACUUUAAUGUGGACAAUCAAUGAUUUUCCAGCAUAUGCAAAUUUGUCUGGUUGGAGCACAAAGGGAGCUUUUGCAUGUCCUUGUUGUGCUGAAUUCACAUGCUCAAGAUGGUUAUAUAAAAGUGGAAAAUAUUGCUAUAUGGGUCAUAGGAGAUGGUUACAUGAGGGGCAUGAAUUUCGAUUUCAAAAAAAUUUCUUUGAUGGUACUGAGGAACUGCGACCAACACCUUUACGAGCUUUAGAGAAAAAUGAGUGUGAUAAUGUAAUUGGCACUUUAUUAGAUAUCGAUGGUAAGUCCAAGGAUAAUCUUAAGGCUCACCUUGACUUGGUGGACAUGGGUAUUAUAAGUGAAUUACAUCCACAAAUAAGUGAAAGUGGUAGGAGCAAAUUACCUCCGGCAUCAUUUACAAUGACAAAGAAAGAGAGAGAAAUUCUUGUGAAGUUGUGA
This is a messenger RNA of Hevea brasiliensis (rubber tree), 1827 nucleotides long. RefSeq lists its product as uncharacterized. The record is from RefSeq and is a predicted model, not a curated record. The transcript is spliced from 2 exons. NCBI's taxonomy places the organism in Eukaryota, Viridiplantae, Streptophyta, Magnoliopsida, Malpighiales, Euphorbiaceae. Bases 1 to 1827 code for a protein of 608 amino acids.